AUUGAAAGAUCAACACCAACACACGUGUCUGCAGCACAAUUAUUGAAAUUUUUCUAAAAAUUAAUUAAAUCUUUUAAUUACGAGCUGAUUCUCAAUAUUUUGAGGUUUGUUAGUGGCAUCAAAAAAUCACACCAUGGAGUACAUGGGAAAUAUGUCAGGAGAGCCUGAAUCAUUGGCAAGAAUUCUUUGUUGCGAAUGUGGAAUCGCAAUCGAACCCAAUCCGGCCAACAUGUGUGUCGGCUGCCUGCGAACGAGAGUGGACAUCACCGAAGGAAUUCCCAAGCAGGCCACUAUUCAUUUCUGCAAAGGAUGCGAGAGGUAUCUGAAGCCUCCCAUGGAGUGGGUGAGCUGCGUCCUCGAGUCUCGAGAGCUCCUCGGACUGUGCCUGGCCAAGUUGAAGGGCUUGAACAAGGUGAAGCUGAUCGACGCCGGUUUUGUCUGGACAGAGCCACAUUCCAAGAGGAUCAAGGUCAAGCUGACAGUGCAAGGAGAGGCGCUGACCAACGUUUUCCUGCAACAAGUGUUCGUGGUCGAGUUCACGGUGGCGUCUCAGAUGUGCGACGCGUGCCACAGAACUGAGGCCAAGGACUACUGGAAGUGCAAGGUCCAAGUGCGCCAGAGGAGCGAGAACAAAAAGACGUUCUUCUACCUGGAGCAGUUGAUUUUAAAACACAAGGCCCACGAAAACACUUUGAGCAUCAAACCCAUACAUGAGGGUAUUGACUUUUUCUAUGCAACUGAGGCCCAUGCCAGGAAAAUGGUAGAUUUUCUUCAAGCCGUUCUACCUGUGAAAACAACCUCUUCGAAGAAACUAAUUUCUCAUGAUAUUCACAGCAACACCUACAACUAUAAAAUGACCUAUAGCGUGGAGAUUGUGCCUCUAUCGAAGGACAGUUUGGUAUGCUUACCAAAAAAACUGUCGCACCAAUUGGCCGGCAUGAGUCAGUUGUGUCUUGUGGCUCGAGUGACCAAUGCCGUUCACCUGAUUGACCCUUGCUCUGCCCAAAUUGCUGAGGUAUCUGGAAAUGUUUUCUGGAGGUCUCAAUUUGCGGCCAUAGCAAAUCCAAAGCAGCUCAUUCAAUACACUGUGAUGGAAUGCGAACCAAUUCUGUCCCACCAGCAGCAGGUUUUCCCAGGACAAGGACCAAUUUCCAAUAAGCACACGCUAGCUGACGUUUGGGUAGUUCGAAGCUCCGAGUUGGGCAUCAAUAAUGACACGAUUCACACACGUUCUCACUUGGGCCACCUGUUGAAGCCUGGAGACACCGUUUUAGGCUAUUGUCUGGUUGACAGCAACGUUAAUAAUUCUGAUUUCGACAAUUUGAAAGCUGAGAAAGUGCCCGACGUUGUUCUUGUAUCCAAAUAUUACGGAGACAGGACUGUCAGGAAACAUCAAAGGGAAUGGAAACUGCGACACUUGCAUGACGACGUCAAAUCAACCAACACUGACUACAUGGACUUCUUGGAUGAUCUGGAGUGCGACCCUGCGUACAGGCAAAACGUCAACAUUUAUCGCAAAAAUGUUUCCCUCCCCCCUGUGGAGGAAGUCGACGAGGACGAUCGUCCCAGGAUUUCGCUCCAAGAAAUGUUGGAGGACCUUGUUUUGGAAGAUGCUGAGAUGGAAGAAGUGGGCAACGGUGAUAUGGACGAUGAUGAGUAAUUUACAGCCCUGUUGUCAUGAGGCCAUCACCUUACUUAACUUCUUAUAUAAAUCAUGCCCUUUGAUACAAUUAUUAUCACCGUUAAGUGUUAUCUGAUGUACGUGACAAAUAAAAUAAUCGUCUGGGAUAUUGAAA
This is a messenger RNA of Neocloeon triangulifer, 1796 nucleotides long. RefSeq names its product 60S ribosomal export protein NMD3 (gene Nmd3). The record is from RefSeq and is a predicted model, not a curated record. Gene Ontology annotation, biological process: ribosomal large subunit export from nucleus. The coding region runs from base 134 to 1660 and encodes 508 amino acids. Lineage: Eukaryota; Metazoa; Arthropoda; Insecta; Ephemeroptera; Baetidae. The transcript has 10 exons. Gene Ontology annotation, molecular function: ribosomal large subunit binding. Gene Ontology annotation, cellular component: cytoplasm; nucleus.